Photinus pyralis (common eastern firefly) is the source of this 704-nucleotide messenger RNA. RefSeq names its product ejaculatory bulb-specific protein 3-like. The record is from RefSeq and is a predicted model, not a curated record. The coding region runs from base 193 to 570 and encodes 125 amino acids. The transcript is spliced from 2 exons. Lineage: Eukaryota; Metazoa; Arthropoda; Insecta; Coleoptera; Lampyridae.
CGUUUCCAGCUUCUUUUUUCGCACAUAUCAUAACAAAGACUACUAAUAACUAGUAUAAUUGCUUACGAAACGUGACGUGCAAAAAAUCUUAAUGAAAACAGCGAAUUUCCUAGAUUACAUCUUUUAUGCACGUUUAUUAUAACCAGCAAGAAACAAUGCUCGUGCUAGUAGAAUUAAUACACAAUAAUUAAUAUGAAGAUAUCUUACGUUUACUAUGUCCAACUGUUCGCGUGGUUUGCGUAUUGUGAUGAAGAACAUUAUCCAACGAAGUACGACUCAAUCGAUUUUAUGGAAGUGUUGGAAAACGACAGACUAAUAAUCUUAUACUUGCAGUGCAUAUUGAGUGAAGGACCUUGUCCACCACUUGGACGAUUAAUGAAAGAAAUCCUACCAGAAGCAGUCGCAACAAACUGCAGAAAAUGUUCGAGCAUCCAAAAACGUCUAAUAAGAAUGUCGUCUGUCGUCCUAAGAGAAAGGUUCCCUGAAUACUGGGAGAAGCUCUCAGAUAAAUUCGAUCCGGAUAGGAUUUACCUUAAAUCGUUUCUUGCAUUUUUGGACUCGGACGAUUAAUCACUUCGUGGAAAUGUUUUAGUUGUACUUUGUAAUGUUUUUUUAAGUGGCAGUACACGAAGGUUGAAUGUAAAUUAUAAGAUAUAUGUAAGUAAGUACACUAUUCCACAACAUUAAACAAUUUUAUGGAUCAA